Messenger RNA from Exophiala mesophila, 1347 nucleotides. Its product is annotated as ribosomal protein L15. Gene Ontology annotation, molecular function: structural constituent of ribosome. The transcript has 2 exons. The record is from RefSeq and is a predicted model, not a curated record. Gene Ontology annotation, biological process: translation. NCBI's taxonomy places the organism in Eukaryota, Fungi, Ascomycota, Eurotiomycetes, Chaetothyriales, Herpotrichiellaceae. Gene Ontology annotation, cellular component: mitochondrial large ribosomal subunit. Bases 96 to 1058 code for a protein of 320 amino acids.
CCAGCUUACCAGUCCUUUGCCAGUCCAAACUCACCACCGGUGUCAGUCCGCUCUGUGACAUCCUGCUCUCACGGAGUAGUGGAGUUCUCUCAGCCAUGCCACCGCGACUCCCAUUCCGCCUCUCCCCGAUCUCCCCUGCGACCACAACUUCAAUAACCCCAUCCUCCAUUCCAUCUUUCCUCCUGCCAUUCCUUCACAGCAAGACCCAGUUACAGCCGCAGUCGCGCCAUGCAUCAAUUCUAGCGAGUCUCUCCGAUCGGCCUGGAGCCUAUAGCAGACGUAUCAGACGCGGUCGAGGACCUGCGUCCGGCAAAGGAGGAAAAUCCGGACGAGGAAGCGAUGGUCAGAAACAACACGGAAAAGUUCCUGCUGGGUUCAAUGGUGGUCAAACGCCUGAACAUAUUGUUCACGGAAGAUAUGGUUUCAAGAAUGUACACGGCACGACAUUCUCUCCAUUAAACCUCGGAAAAAUCCAAACCUGGAUCGACAGUGGCCGACUUGAUCCCAGCAAACCCAUCACCGUACGAGAAAUUGUCUCUAGCAACAUCAUCCACGGGGUUGACGACGGAGGAGUCAAGCUUCUCGGAGACGGCGCCUCUGACCUUAAGACCCCCAUCCACAUUGUGGUAUCACGAGCUUCUCAAUCUGCAAUCGCCGCAGUCGAAGCCAUCGGCGGCACCGUUGUCACACGAUUCUACACACCUUCAGCAAUCCGACGGAUCCUCGACGGCGAAAUGCAUCCGUUCGUCAGUCUACGAUGGGAUCAGAAAAUGCUGAGUCGACCAGGUUUGACGGUCGCUGGCGCAGAUGAUUUCGUCGAGCGAGCCAAAGCUAUGGGAUAUACAUACCGACUACCUGACCCCAGUGGGCGUAGUGACAUUGAAUACUACCGUGACCAAAAACAUCGCGGAUACUUGGCGCAUGAGGUCAAGGAAGGAGAGUUGCCUAGCCUGUAUUUCAAGCCUGCUGUUACCUUGGAACAGAUCAAGGAAUUGAGACGUACCUCGGGCAAGAAUAUGGCGGGCAAGAAGAGGGAAUCAGAUAAUAAACUGUGGUAAUGAUGAUGGUAGAAUUGGGAGCUCACGACUAGUCGAAGAUGUCAACCAUGACUGGGUAUCGAUGUAUCCCCUCGCCAUCCUACCACCCGUCACCGAAUCUCUCGACCAAUUCACCAACACCAUUGGCCAGAUGCGUCAAAAUGUAUAAAAGACAGAAGGGAGCAGACAGGCUAGCUGUAUUGUUGUUAGGUAGCUGGUUGGGAACCAGAAUUCUGUAUAGGCUGAAUCACCAAUUGCAGCCAGUAAACUCGAUGCGCAUAUUUCACCAUAUACAUUAUAUCAAUCAAAC